Mycotypha africana is the source of this 2619-nucleotide messenger RNA. RefSeq lists its product as uncharacterized. The record is from RefSeq and is a predicted model, not a curated record. Lineage: Eukaryota; Fungi; Mucoromycota; Mucoromycetes; Mucorales; Mycotyphaceae. The coding region runs from base 1 to 2619 and encodes 872 amino acids. The transcript is spliced from 18 exons.
AUGGCGAAGGCUUUCGACACACUUGUGAGGGAUAUUCAGAGUCGUUUGCACAAUAUAUUUUUGAGAAAAGCAGACUAUAAUCCAGGAAAGAAUGCUUUGGUUACAGCAGCCAGAAUUCCUUGGUCAUGGGUAGCAGUUAAUGUUGCAGAGACAUUGUCGCAAUAUCCUACAGGAAUAACAAUGACCGUUUUAUUGUCAAUAUUGGAAUUGAAGAAACAUUGUUUAUUCAUUUACUGUUUCAGUUCAAUACAAGCCGUUUAUGAUAGCACUGCAGCUGAAUAUUUCCUCUUAGAAGUAAAGACAAAGUCAUGGGAGAAGAGCAGUGUAACUGAUGACUCAAAUAUGCGUGAUUUAGAUCUAUACAUGCAUCCAAAAUACAAUCGUUGGAUCACUUAUAGAGUUGAAUGCGGACAGCAAGAGAAUCAUAGUCAAUUAUUAUUCUUUAAGGACCGUAAAAUUAGAAUGAUAUGCCCACCAAAAGCCAACUCGCCUGUUAUUAAUAGAUAUGAAGAUACAACUCUUCCUCGCCGAUACCGUGUAGCACUGAUACCCCCUACUGAACUACUUCUUAUUAUGCUUAACCGAAACGACAAAGAAUUUGUGCUAAAAGAAUUCCCGCAUAAAAUCAAGCAUAUCUAUGACCCGGAUCUGUCGAAUAAUAAGUCAUUUGAAGCAGGUUUGUCUCUUUGGCUAAAAAUCAUUCAUGUUGAAGUGGUUGUCCAUCAAAACCCCACACCAAAUCUACUUUUAGCAAGCAAUGACGAUGGACGAAUGACCAAAGCGCAAAGGACCGAUUUAUAUCUUAUAGAUAUGAGUAGUGAUUGCAUGCCGGUAGUGCUAUCUUUGUUUGAUGACCAGACUCAGUUAGCUUCGAUUUUCAAAAGAAAUGAUUACAUUGGAAUAUACCGUCCUGUUAUGCAGAAUCAGCAACAGCAACAGUCAGAUAUCCCUAGUAGUCAACCGCAAGAGGUUAUUCUCGAGCUUGGAGGUGAAACCGUUAUAUUUUUGAUGCCUGAAAAGGAGGCACAAGACGCAAAUCUAGCCAAGGUUAAUUUGGCAACACAAAUAAUCGAUGAAAGUCAAGGAACAGUAAAAACAGAUCCCAAGAACGAGAUCACUGAACGUGAUGAAGAGGGUUUCAUGGACUGUUCCAGCUACAUGCCUAGAAUUUACGUCAAAGAUUUAGUUCAUCGUAUGCUAAACGUUACACUGUUGGGGAAGGUAAUCGGUCUCGCCAAUAAUAAAAUGGACAGGUAUGCGUUACGAAUUGCAGAUAAUACAGGUGUAAUGGAUGUAACGUUAUGGGAAGAUGCUGGUCGAGAGUCCAGAAAGUUGAGAUUGGGUCAGUAUAUUCUACUUGAUCGUUUAGUCACAUCUGAUAGGCAUAAAUCAAGAAACAUUUGGUACGUUAAUGGAAGCGCUGUCUGUGGCACAAAACUUUAUAACAUCUCGACCUUGAGCAGUCUAUUAUCCAGUUCAUCCUUUCGCUCAAUUAUACCCUUAUGGCAUGCUAAAGAAACGAAAAGUGACCAAUUUCAAGCGGAGGGAGUUAUCAUUGGGUGGAAACUCCAUUUACAUACGAAUUGCUUGUUGCCGUUAAAAAAACACCAUGAGGCACAUUGCGACUUCUGUGGAGUACCCGUACAGAAUAAUCAUGUCUUGGUCUUCAGACCAAGACCAACCCAUCCUAAAAAAAGCGGAGAAGAAUGGGAAGGCUGGAUCGAAUGGAGAUUUGAUGAUGGAACCAGCAGCUGUAAUAUCUAUGGAGGAGAAGAAUUUUUAAUGAAUAUUACUGCUCACCAUUUUCGUAACAUGUCUCAACAAUCGCAAAUUCGUUUAUUGAACAGUGUCAUAGGUGUUUCGAUUCGGUGUACACUCUCUGGAAAUGGAGCCUCAUCUUAUAGACUAGAUCAAUUGGCAUUUCUAGAGCCUACACAACAGGACACUACUGCUAAUAUAUCUUCUAAAAAAAUGAAAUUUGCUUUCUUCACUGUUACUGGUCUUCUUACAGCAGUUUCUAAUGUCGCUGCUGUUACUAUCGUAACCCCUUGGGCCCAAACUGUUUGGACUGCUGGUGGUCAUGGUAACAUCACUUGGACGACUACUGCCUCUGAUGCUGGUUUGAAGUGUGAUAUGUAUUUGCUUAACGGUGACUUCAAAAACUCAAAUAUUGUCGCUCAAAUUACUGAUCCCUCAACUCCUGUUGAUUGUUCGAUUGGAAGAUACGAUAUGCAUCCUUUGAAUGAUUUUGCUUCAGGUACAUACUGGGUUCGUAUCGGACAAGCUUCAACUGGCACUUGGUCUUAUUCCUCUGCCUUCCAAUUCAAAGGUAACGGAACCGCGAGUCCUGUCUCCAUUGCCGCUAAUCCAUCUGGCGUUGCUGCUGCCGGCGCUGCUAAUGCUCCUGCUCCUGCUCCUACUGUUACUACUCCUGCUAAGGGUGCAACCAAUGUUACUCCUACUGCUACUCCCGCAGCUACUAAGGGCGCUGAUGUUAGUAAACCAGUCGGCGCAGCUGCUGCAUCUGCUAAUGCAACUUCUGAAGGCUAUUCCUCUAAUUCAGUUAAUGUAAUGGCUCUUGCAUUAGGUGCAAUUGCCGCUGUUGCUGUUACACUUUAA